Molecule: messenger RNA, 1113 nt
Organism: Paramecium tetraurelia
Lineage: Eukaryota; Ciliophora; Oligohymenophorea; Peniculida; Parameciidae
Exons: 3
Source: RefSeq, a predicted model, not a curated record
AUGAUGUCUGAAAAUCGUGCUAUUAUUAUAGACAAUGGAUCAGAUAAAUUAAAAGCGGGUAUUGCAGGAGAUGAGGAUCCAAAAUGUUGUUUUCCUGCAGUAAUAGGAAGACCCAAAUAUGAUAGAAUUAAGACUGAUUUGGACAGCAAAGACGUCUAUAUUGGUAAUUAGACUUUAGCCUUGAGAGACGUGUUAGCGCUGAGACACCCAAUUAAAAAUGGUAUUGUCAAUAAUUGGGAUGAUAUGGAAAGAAUUUGGCAUCAUGCAAUUUUCGAUGAAUUAAAAAUCGAACCAGAGGAUCACCCAGUUCUUUUGACAGAGGUUCCGAUGAAUCCAAAGGCUAACAGAGAAAAAAUGACACAAAUCGUAUUCGAAACAUUUAACUUUCCAUCAUUCUACGUUGCUAGUCAAGCUGUGCUCUCACUCUAUGCUACAGGAAGAGUAACUGGUAUUGUUUUAGAUUCUGGAUUUGGUGCCUCUUACUCAAUCCCAAUCUAUGAAGGUUAUUAUUUUUCACAUGCUGCUCUCAGAAUUUACAUAGCAGGAAGUACCUGCACUGAAUAUUUGGGUUAUAUCUUGUCUGAAUUGGGUGUUCGAUUUACGUCUUCAGCCGAAAUGGAAAUUGUUAGAGACAUAAAAGAGAAGUUAUGUUAUGUUGCUUAUGAUUUUGAGGAGGAAAUGAAAAAAAACAUCGGCAAACCCUUUGAAUUACCAGACCGAAACGUUCUUUUCAUCUAAAAUCAAAGAAUUAGAUGUCCUGAAUUGCUCUUCAAACCAAGCUUGAUUGGUCAGGAAGUUUCGGGUAUCCAUGAAUUAACAUUCAAAUCAAUAAUGAAGUGCGAUAUUGACGUCAGAAAUGAGCUUUACAAAAAUGUUAUCAUUUCAGGAGGUACAGCUAUGUUCUCUGGAAUCAAAGAAAGGUUGAGCAAAGAAUUAAGAUCCUUUGCCCCAACAUCUAUGAAAAUUAAAGUCUCUGAUACACAAGAGAAGAAAUUCUCCGCUUGGUCAGGUGGAUCAAUCUUAUCAAAAACGUAGUUCUUGGAUUAAAUUUGGAUCACAAGAAGCGAGUAUGAUGAAAAUGGUCCAAUGAUUGUUCAUAGAAAGUGUUUUUGA